UUAGCUUUCCUGAAAUGAAGUGCAUUCUUUGUGUUAAUCUUUUCCAGCCAUGUAAACAUCAUUAGAAAGUAUUUGUUAGAUAUUAAGGCACCUCAAUAGCUGUUACAAUUCCUUAAUAAUAGCAUUAACCAGAUAUUUUAGUCGGCAGUUGUCCCUCUCGCGGAAAAAUAUGCGAUAAUCGGCAGAUAUGAAAAACGCUCCAUGUUGUAAGCUAGCUAGCUAGCAGGCUACCGCCUUGGUCUGAGCAAUGCUAUUUUAGCUGAUUCUUUGACGUUAGCUUAGAAGAGACUUGCAAAUUGAACAUGUCUUUCAUUUUUAUUUUCAGCCAAACAGUAAUAACUGAUACCACUUAACAGUUUUUAUAAGGGACUUGCCUAUAUAUACAUUUUUAUUUUUUAUUUUCUGGCUGGAUAAGUCGUCUGCUAACCGUUUGUUCCUCCUACUAAGGCUAACUUCAGAUUUCCAAACAUGAAGAUGUUCUCGGUGGCUCACAAGACAGUCUUCGUAGUGGACCACUGUCCCUACAUGGCCGAGUCCAGCCGGCAGCAGGUGGAGUGUGACGUCCUCACUAAAAGCCGAGCUCAGGGGGUCAUUCCUCUGGCUCCCGUCUCCAAAUCGUUGUGGACCUGUGCUGUGGAAUGCUCCAUGGAAUACUGCCGGAUCCUCUACGACGUUUACCCGAAAGACAAACUGGUUAACUAUCUAGUAAGUGAUUCAGAGUUCCACAUCUUGAAUAGUUGGAGAAGAGAAGAUCAGAGCACUCAUGAGCUAAUGUCAGCUUUAGCCGCUGUUGGACCACCGAAUCCCCGUGAGGAUCCGGAGUGCUGCAGCAUUUUGCACGGGCUGGUCGCCGCAGUGGAGUCUUUGUGCAAAAUCACCGAGCUGCAGCAUGAGAAGCGCACGGCUUUGAUGGACACAGCAGAGAGAGUCGCUAAUAGAGGCCGGAUCAUUUGUCUGACUAACGCAAAAAGCGAUACCCACGUCCGCAUGUUGGAAGAUUGCAUACAGGAGACUAUUUUAGACCAAAACAAGCUGGCUGCUGGUUCAGACAGGCUGAUGGGCAUCCAGCAGUGCGAGUUAGUUCUUGUCCACAUCUACCCACAGGGGGAGGACACGCUGGUGUCCGACAGGCCAAAGAAAGAAAUCUCCCCUCUGCUCACCAGUGAGGUCCACAGCGUCCGGGCCGGGCGGCAUCUGGCCUCUAAACUUAACAUUUUGGUCCAGCAGCACUUUGACUUGGCCUCCACCACCAUCACAAACAUCCCCAUGAAGGAGGAGCAGCACGCCAACACGUCCGCCAACUAUGACGUCGAGCUGCUGCACCACAGGGACGCCCACCUGGAGUUCUUUAAAAGUGGUGACUUGCACAUGGCAGGAACGAGCACUCGAGAGAACGGCUUCAAGGAGACGGUGACGCUGAAAUGGUGCACCCCCAGAACCAACAACAUCGAGCUGCAUUAUUGCACCGGAGCUUACCGCAUCUCACCCACAGACGUGAACAGUCGGCCUUCGUCGUGCCUAACUAACUUUCUUCUGAACGGUAGAUCGGUGCUGCUGGAGCAGCCUAGGAAGUCGGGGUCAAAGGUCAUCAGUCACAUGCUCAGCAGCCACGGAGGCGAGAUCUUCCUCCACGUGCUCAACAGCAACCGCUCCACCUUAGAAGACCCGCCGUCCAUCAGCGAGGGCUGUGGGGGCAGAGUGACCGAUUACAGAAUCACUGAUUUUGGUGAAUUUAUGAGGGAGAACCGCCUGACUCCCGUUGCAGAAUCUUCCCAUGAUCCCUUGCGGAAGCUCCCCGUGGAGCGCGCCAAAGCUCAGCUGGAGCGCUACACCAGAUACUGGCCCAUGAUCAUCUCCCAGACCACCAUCUUCAACAUGCAGGCUGUGGUUCCUCUGGCUAAUCUGAUCGUGAAGGAGACUCUCACGGAAGAGGACGUCCUCACCUGCCAGAAAACCGUCUACAACCUGGUGGACAUGGAGAGGAAGAAUGACCCCCUCCCCAUUUCUACAGUGGGAUCCCGGGGCAAAGGCCCCAAGAGGGACGAACAGUACCGCAUCAUGUGGAACGAGCUGGAAACGCUGGUGAAAACUCACGCCGGGGCCACCGACCGACACCAGCGGGUCCUGGACUGCAUCGUCGCCUGCAGAAGCAAACCCCCCGAGGAGGAGGAGAGGAAGAAGAGAGGGAGGAAGAGGGAGGACAGGGAGGACCGGGCCGAGAAAAACGGCAGCAAAGAACCGGAAGAUAAAAGCUGGCAGGACUCUGAGAGACUAAAGGGUUUAUUGGAGAAGGGGGAGCAGGACGCAGAGGUGAUCAAGGACUCUCCAGACUCUCCUGAGCCGCUCAACAAGAAGCCCCGCCUCCUGGUAGAUGAGGUCCAGCCUCCAGAAAGAGCAAAAGGUCCGGUGUCGCUCCUGUCCCUGUGGACCAAUCGCAUCACUGCAGCCAACUCCAGGAAGCACCAGGAGUUCAUGGGGAGAGUCAGCUCCGUGAACAACAAGUUUGAGCUGUACCAGCACCUCAAAGAGGAAAACGGGAUGGAUACUCAUGAAAACGGAAAAGCCUCCAGAUGAUCUUUCCAGCGAUCGUCUGCCUUCGCUCUCCUGGAGAUCAGAUUGUUUCUAGACCUAAAAAAUGAACUCCUCACGUGGGAUUUCUAAUUUUCUAAUUCAAGAUUUUGUAGAUGUUCUUGUUCAGAUAUUAUAUGACUCAAUAAAAGCUGUCUGUAGAGAACAAAGCUGUUUGCUUUUGCACAAAUCCUAAACAAUGCAAACAAAUGGACAUAAAUAACAUUUUUGAA
Oryzias melastigma (Indian medaka) is the source of this 2801-nucleotide messenger RNA. RefSeq names its product integrator complex subunit 13 (gene ints13). Gene Ontology annotation, cellular component: integrator complex. The record is from RefSeq and is a predicted model, not a curated record. Lineage: Eukaryota; Metazoa; Chordata; Actinopteri; Beloniformes; Adrianichthyidae. Gene Ontology annotation, biological process: centrosome localization; regulation of mitotic cell cycle. The transcript has 17 exons. Bases 469 to 2574 code for a protein of 701 amino acids.